This is a messenger RNA of Lactuca saligna, 991 nucleotides long. Lineage: Eukaryota; Viridiplantae; Streptophyta; Magnoliopsida; Asterales; Asteraceae. The record is from the annotation of a GenBank genome assembly.
UGACGGAUUCAAUGAAUGGGAUUUGACAGUUCAUUUUCAGGAGAAAGUGCCCGACAUUGAAGUAAUAUGCUUCAAUUCUCAGAUAAUGAUGCAUUUUUUGCAUGGACAAGCGACCAAUAUGGCAAACACUUUUCAUCAUUAUCAUGUCUUGUUUCGACUCUUCCAAUCUGCUUAUACUCUACUCAUGUGUGAGGCAACUACUGCUUAUAUUUUGUCUUCUUUUGGAUUCAAAAGUAAAAGCCUAAAAAGUGAAGGAUGUGGUGUAUGUGGUGAUUUACAAGACUGGGGAUAUGUUAUAAUUGAUAUGAGUUGUUAUUAUAACAGAGGAUGUAGUCCAGCUCAGAAAAUCCAUUGGUACACCAAGGAUGGUUCUUCAGUUUCGGAAGUGAUUCAGCAAACCCUCAUCUGUCUCACAAUCAUGAGCAAAAUCAAGUUGUAUAUACUAAAACUCACGAUAAUGACACGAUACGAGGUUGCCCAUUACACAACUACUUCAAACAAAACAACUGCUUUCUGUUUCUGUUGGAUUCUGAUCCAACUCGAAAGGGUAUUUGAAUACGAUAAAACAUUAAGGUUAUGGGAGGUGUUACAGACAAGUGGUCAAGCUUUUUGGAUUAGGAAGGCCGAGUCAAGGAUCCUGAUGCUUUUUAAAAAAACAGAAUAUUCUAUGGGAACACUUGCGAAAAGAUGUAUUUACAAAAAUGAGAGAAAUGAAGGGUUUUACCUAGAAAAAUGUGAGGUUCACAUCUCAUACACCCUCAAUCCUGUAAACAAGCACUGCCUUCUUCGAAUAUUCAAUCAUCAAGGACACGAAAGAAGAAGGAAGAAAACAUGCUUCAACUGGUUUGAGUCAUCAGCUGAGUUUGUCAACGGGUUCUUCUAUGUUACUUACUAUAGUUCCAAAGACAAAAUGACUUUAAGGAGAAGGCUAAGGGGUUGUGUCACCCAUCCACGAAGCAAUAGAAAGGGUAAGGCGAGCACACAUAAGUGA